GCAGGCGUGCUGGCCAAGGGGGAGGGAAGAUUGGCCACCGCUCUGUCUCGCCCUCUCCUAGAAUUUGCUCCGGGAAGAGCUGCGGGGAAGACGUCCUCCUGAAGUCGCUCCCUGGGGCGGGCUUGUGCCACUGCCCCGCCGGUCACCCAGGCGACCACCGCCCUCCCUCCGCGCCGACUCCCUGGCCCGCUGGGGUCUCGUUCCGGAGACGGGACCAUGAAGCGCUCGGCGGCCUCCUGGCUCGUGGUCUGGCUCAGCCUUGGAGUACCCCUGUUCUGCAAAGGUGAUAUUUGUGACCCCAAUCCCUGUGAAAAUGGAGGGGUCUGUCUGUCAGGAUUAGCUGGUGGAUCCUUUUCCUGUGAGUGUCCAGAUGGCUUCACGGAUCGCAACUGUUCUAGUAUCGUGGAGGUUGCAUCAGAUGAAGCGCCAACGUCAGCAGGUCCCUGCAUGCCCAAUCCGUGCCACCAUGGAGGAACUUGUGAAAUAAGUGAAGCGUACCGAGGGGACACAUUCAUAGGCUAUGUUUGCAAAUGUCCUCGGGGAUUUAAUGGAAUCCAUUGCCAGCAUAACAUAAAUGAAUGUGAAGCUGAGCCUUGCAAAAAUGGUGGAAUAUGUACAGAUCUCAUUGCUAACUAUUCCUGUGAAUGCCCAGGUGAAUUUAUGGGAAGAAAUUGUCAAUACAAGUGCUCAGGCCCAUUGGGAAUUGAAGGUGGAAUCAUAUCAAAUCAGCAAAUCACAGCUUCAUCUACCCACCGAGCCCUUUUUGGACUCCAAAAAUGGUAUCCCUACUAUGCACGUCUUAAUAAAAAGGGGCUUAUCAAUGCCUGGACAGCUGCAGAAAAUGACAGAUGGCCAUGGAUUCAGAUAAAUUUGCAAAGGAAGAUGCGAGUUACUGGUGUGAUUACCCAAGGAGCCAAGAGGAUUGGGAGCCCAGAGUAUAUUAAAUCAUACAAAAUUGCCUACAGUAAUGAUGGGAAGACGUGGGCAAUGUACAAAGUGAAAGGCACCAAUGAAGACAUGGUGUUCCGUGGAAAUGUUGAUAAUAACACCCCCUAUGCUAACUCGUUCACACCACCCAUAAAAGCUCAAUAUGUCAGGCUCUAUCCUCAAGUGUGUCGAAGGCACUGCACUUUAAGAAUGGAACUCCUUGGCUGUGAGCUCUCAGGCUGUUCUGAGCCGCUCGGGAUGAAAUCAGGACACAUCCAAGAUUAUCAGAUCACUGCUUCCAGCAUCUUCAGAACUCUCAAUAUGGACAUGUUCACUUGGGAACCCAGGAAAGCUCGGCUGGACAAGCAAGGCAAAGUGAAUGCCUGGACUUCUGGACACAACGACCAGUCACAGUGGCUGCAGGUGGAUCUUCUUGUCCCUACCAAAGUGACUGGCAUUAUCACACAGGGAGCAAAAGAUUUUGGCCAUGUUCAGUUUGUAGGUUCCUACAAACUAGCUUACAGCAAUGAUGGAGAGCACUGGACUGUGUACCAAGAUGAAAAGCAAAGAAAAGAUAAGGUUUUCCAGGGAAACUUUGACAAUGACACCCACAGAAAAAAUGUUAUCGACCCUCCCAUCUACGCCCGGCACCUACGAAUCCUUCCUUGGUCCUGGUACGGGAGGAUCACGCUUCGGUCAGAGCUGCUGGGAUGCACAGAGGAGGAGUGAGGAUCUAUCCCUGAAAGUCUUCCUGGAAUGGACUGUGCAAACUGUAGAAAAAUGAAUGGAUUAUCCCCCCACCUUUUUUUCACGAGAGAGUACUCAGUUUAUGGUAGGCCACUGUCUUUAAGGAGGUCUAAAGCUCGCCUUUUCAAUGUUUCCAUUUUACUUUAAUUUUUAUUACUUUUCUCGUUGCUUUCUGAGUAAUUCAUACUGGUUGAAAUAUGUUGGGGGAAGAAAGUGCCAUUCUAUUUAGAGCAAGAGUGAAGAGAAAUCUCAUCUUUAUUAAAUAGCCACUAGAGUUGAUAGAGCUUUUACAAUCAAUAUUCAACCAGUUCUUACAAAAGGAAUACAUGUUAGCAAUAGUUGUUUUUCUUUUAUUUUCCCUUCUGUAAUGACUCUACAUUACCCUAAUUGUUUCCCUGUGCCUACCAAACAAAUCAUAUUUGUAAUAAGAUUUUGAAAUGAAUCUCUAAUAUGCAGUACAUAUAUAAUUACCUUCUUUUUACUUUCUUAUUUCUAAUCAAAGAUCAUUGACUUAUUUUUAUUUUAGUUCCCUUCCAUAUUCUUUGUAUUUUAUAUUGCUUGAAUAAGGCUAUUUACUUUUCAAUUUAAUUUCCUGAGUUACUUGCCUAAAAAGGGGGCUGUGAUAAUUUGUAUAUGUGGCGCAUAAUUGAAUCUUUGUAGAUUGAUCUGUAUUUAUUGAUCCGUAGAUUGAAUUGGCAAUUUUAUAUUUGAAGGAAGGGAUAUACCUGUGUAAAUUCUAAAUACUUCCUUUAUAGAGAAUCACAUACUAUCUUCUGGCAAAAUUAAAAGCAACCAGAAAUAUGAAUUUUGUCCCUUUUAAACUAAAUCCAAGCCUUUGUUUCAUGGUCUUUACAUAGCCUUUUCUUUAAAAUAGUAGAACCAUUUAUUCCUUGUAAUUUUUUAAACAGCAAAUAUUAACAUAGUGCUGCAUAACUUGGCCAAACAUACUCAUAGUUACUUUGUUCAUCUUUGAAUUUCCUGUGAAACUAAAAAUUUAUGGAGAUUUGAAAUUGGUUUCCCAGGAAGGCACAUUGCGUAGUUAUCUGUGAACAGAGAAGUAUGUAGUAGUGACGAAGUAGUGUACCAUUUUCACGUUAAAAAUUGAUGUCUGUUUAUUUGGCUUCAAAGGUCCCGAGAAAACAAGCAAUCAUCAUAACAAUUUGGAAGUUUCAUUGACAAAUCACUCAAAUGCAAGCUCGCACCAUCUCCACAGAAGUCCUCAACAUCUAAUUUAUGCAUUUUACAAGUAUUUAUUUAAAAGACUUAGACACAGAAUUAUCAGAAUUUUAAAUAAUGGGUACUGGGAAAGAAAGUGUAGUUUAUGCACGAAAUGUUGAGGUCAUGUGCAACACUGCUACAUGCCUUUGGUUCGGGUUUGUAGUUUUUUGUGCUGCAUAACAAAAGCCUCUAGACGGUUACUGUCUUGUCUGCCCCUGUGUUAACGGCAUUUCUUAAUGAUGUAUAUAUGGAGUGGUCUUCAAUCAGAGUGAAGGAUUUGAAGAGAAAGUCCAUCAUAAUGACAGUUUUUGAAUAAGGGAAAAUUGGCUAGUUUUAAGGUGACUAGUUUGUCCUACCCCAUACCCUUGAUGCUCUAACUGUGAAAUUAUUGGUUUGAAGCAUCUAAAAUGCUAAUUAUUUUCAGCACCUCUCAAAAAUAGAACUGUUGUGUCUUCGAUGUAGUCUUUUUUUGGAAAACUAAAAUUAGGAAUUUAGAAUGUUUUAUAGUAGACUAUUUAUAGAUUCAUGCUACAAAUAAUUACUUAGGUCCCAAACUGUACAAACAUUCAAAGUCUAGCCAAUAGUCCUAAUUCUUUUUCAAAGUUUAAAAUCACGUUACUGUCCCUUCGAAGUUCUAACCUCUUUCUUUUGCAGGUCACCCUCUAAAGGAAGGCUUACAAAUCAUGAGUAAUGGUUUGUGAUGACUCACUUUUUCAAAAUUACUCAUGCCUUCAUCAGCUACUUUGAAUAUUUUUAUUGACAGCUUUUGCAAAAGGGAUUAUUUUCCAAGGAAGUUGCUUAAGAUUCUAGUCGUUAUUAAGGAAUAAAUGUAAACUGCUUUCUCUUGCUCGUGUACUUUUUCUGCUCUAUAUACUACUUACCAGUAUGGCAGGUCCCAUGGAGCAAUGAUUUUGUCCUAAGACUUUCCAAAAUUGCUGAUAACAAAGGCACUCCCACAUGUAGGAAAAUUGAAAAAUGCCAAGUACUUGGUAGCAUUUGUGUCAUUUUUGUCAUCUGUUACACCAAGCUCUGCAAAUGCAUUCUAUUUAAAUUCACACAGAGCCAAGUACAAUCUAACGAGCAGAACACAGAGAAGAAAGACCUAAGCUGAAUCACUGUAAUAUGCUCAUCUUAUCAUCUAAGAUAUUCACUUCAAACAUCUUAGUUUUAUUUAUGGUCUAGUAAAAUUGCUUAUCAGAGUUAUAAAUUCUUAUUUUAGGAUUGGCUUUCUCAUUCAGAAUGACUUCCAAAGGGGUAGUGUGAAUUUUGAAGACAUGGGGUACUAAUGAUUGUCUCUGUGCUAGUCAACAAAGUAUGAAGUAUAACACCCAAUGCUGGUGUCUGAUGUGUCAGUAAGGACAAAAACAACUAAGACUCAAAUAACCUUUGCAACCUUUCAUGCUGUGUAAUAUUCCAAUGUGGUUUUUUUUUCUUUGUAUCUAUAUAUACACUUAAAUCAUGUAGGAUGUUGUAAAAUCAGUAUGACCUUGUCUAAUCUUUGAACUUCAAAUAAAAAUUUUGAAAAUCUGA
Messenger RNA from Echinops telfairi (small Madagascar hedgehog), 4422 nucleotides. It is a transcript of the gene EDIL3, whose product is annotated as EGF like repeats and discoidin domains 3. The record is from RefSeq and is a predicted model, not a curated record. The coding region runs from base 217 to 1656 and encodes 479 amino acids. Gene Ontology annotation, molecular function: calcium ion binding. Lineage: Eukaryota; Metazoa; Chordata; Mammalia; Afrosoricida; Tenrecidae. The transcript is spliced from 11 exons.